CGGUCGGGAGGAGACAGUGACGGAGUCAUGGAGCUUCGGAGCUAGUGAGAGCGAGGCGCGGGAUGGGAGGAGUGAGAGCCGGAUAGUUCCUAAGGGUGAACCCACUGCUUGUCAGUGUGUGCUAGAAGUUGGUGCCCAGAUUAUAAAAGGAAGGUCAGCACGCUAUUCCCCUUCACAUGUCAUAAUGCUGGGACUUGAUGUUCAGGAGCAGAGCCAGCUACAUUCACUGGAGUCCUCCUUGAGCAAUACUUUGAACCACAAGUGGCCUAUAUUACAUGUGCACUUCAGAGAUGAUCCAAUAUCAAACUGGGGCAUCAAGGAGCAGGGAGAUCUAACAAUUGAAAAUCAGCCGCACACCCUGCCACAAACAGAAAUUGUCAACAUUGAAUUCAUUCAGGUGCCAGAACCAACCUCUUGUGCGAGGAGCCAGGAUUGUAGAGGACAAUAUAGUUUAAACUCGGCUGUAAUGUUGGGUACUGUGGAGAGGGCUGCCCCGAUGGAUAUUUCAAGCACCACUCCGAAGAUGGAUAUGCAAGAAUUGGCUGAAACUUCUGCUGUGCAGCACAAAGGGGACUUUCUUGAAAUCGGCAUACAUCCUGAGGUUUCUGCUGAGCAACAAGUAAAAGAUAACCAAGCUCAACCUGAUAAAGCUGCAGGUAUGAAAGACAUAAGCACUAAGAUUGAGUUGCAUUCCGAGCAGGAUACAAAACUGGAUAAUCUGCCGUCGGAGAGGAAUCGGCCUCCAGACGUAAAAGAUUCUAAUUCUUCAGGGAAGCCUUGCUGUUUAAUGGGAACGGAAAUCCAGAACUCGUUUGAGCAACCUCCUGAUGGUCAUGAAGAAUGUACAGUGGUAAAGUCCUCAGAACACAUAUGCCUAUCCAAUGGUCUAAGAGAUGGAGCUUCCUGUAUGUGCCUUGAAGAUCAAAAAGUGCCACUUUAUUCUUGUACAUCUCAUAAUAUGACUAAAAGAAACCAGGAUGCAUGUGAUAUCCAACAAGGCCCUGUGUUGUGUGAAAAAGCUUUUGUUUGCAAAGAAUCGGGGUGCUCUGAGUUGGGGGAAAGCAACAGUGCAUCUCUACUUUCUACAAGCUCAGAAGAAGGUAUUACUGAAAAUGGUACGAGAUCUAAACAAAAUUGUUUAGAGCAUGCUGUGCAGGAUAUGGCACAGUCAAACGACAAUUGUGUCCAGCAAUCACUAGAUAUGACUUCUGGUACAGAAGACCAGCAUAGAAAGGACUGUCUUUGUACACCUCUUUCAACUAUACAUUUGGUGGGAAAAGUGGAGACUGGUUUGGAAAACAUUCAUUCACAAAAUGUCAGAGAUGAUGCUUUGCUCUCAGAAUCUGGAAAAUGUAUUCCUUUGACAGAGAGUGUGACCACACAACCAAAUCUUCAAACUUCCAUUGAUGGGUUGAGUGCCAAAUCAUCUAAUACACAAGAAUCUUCUUUUUUACCCAACACAGUGGAAUACUUCCAUCUUCAAAGUGUUUCUGCAGAUUGUCACGAAGAUCUCAGCUGUGCCAAUAGCCUAGGGUACAAAUUGGGUGAAUCGUCACAUUCUGGUUCCAUUCAUUUGGUUGCAGCAAAAAGUGCAUGUGGGGAAUCUUCUUGUAAACACACUACAAUUAAUUUAUUAGGAGAUGUCAAUGAAACAUCUGCUGUUCAUUUUAAAGAUUCUGAUGAAACAGGAAAAGAACAGGAAAUAAAAAAACAAGUCUUGCAGGUGGUGGAAACUGUUUCAGAUGAAAAGGUCUUAAUUACACAGAGAGGCCCUUCAUUACAUGAUAGUGAUAGUAUGACACAAGAGAUGCAUUGUACCAUGUCACAGGAUACACCUGUUCCACAUGUUUUAAAUGGAGCCCAAUUGCCUGUCACCUGCUACACUACUCGAAUGCCCGAACAUCACAGCAUUGUACCUAAUCUUCCAUGUGACAUCAAUAGUGUAACAAACCCUGAUUCUGAGAUGAGCACAAAAAAUGAGAAAAGUGACAGGCAUCAGGUUGAAAAGAACAUAUCUGAGGUUUCAGACUCUGAGAAUCCUAAUCAAUUUCAUAAACUUGACAACACACUGGUUUCUUGUCACAGUCAGUCAUCCAAAUCUUUAGCAAUUAACAAAACCACCUUAAGCUUGGAUCAUUUACAAGGCGUUCAUGGUCAAGCACCAUCUUUAGAAUGUCAGCCAACAGCUGAUAAGACUUGUCAUUUAAAAACCACACUGCAGAAUGCCCUCAUACCUUAUGUGGAUAUUUGGAGCUUUUUAGCAAAGGCCAGGGAGCCUGAUGUAUUGUCUUUGAAUAGUACUAACAAUCUGAUUCUCAAAAAGGCAAAAUCCCAGGCACUUCAGUUAAGAAACCAUUUAAGUUGUGACAAAGAAAGUAGUUUACUGUGUGUUAAGGAAUGUAGUGUUCCUGAUGGAUUGCCUGGUUGGAAAGAUAGAAAAUCUGCAUUGGUGCAUCCUUCUGGUGAGCUGGAUUCUGUAAAAGCACUCCUUCUGAAAUGCCCAGAUGAUAAAUAUAAGAUUCCCAAAAGCCCGCUACAUAAUCAUUUUGCCUGGAGCCAUAGGUUGAAAAAAUCUGAUGGAAUGCUUGGUGUGGAUCCCCCCAUCAGCAAAAAAAAGAGAAAAUGGAUUUCCUCCUCUGGUACAAAAGCUGUAAAUACAAACACUCGCUUGGCUUCUUCUCCAGUUGGUAAAAUCAAAAGUGCAGAGAAAUUAAAAUGCUAUACACCGUUAAAUGAUUUUUGUUUGCACAAAAAUGAAAUUCUGGCAGAUCCUCCCUUGUCUAGUAGCCCUAGUGUGCAGAGUACAAUCUUACUAGCAGAUAAAUUGGCCUCUACAUUGACUGACUCUAAAAUAGAGCACACUCAGAGAAUUAAACAUGUUGUUCCUAUAAAACCAAUGGUAACUAGAUCUAGGAACAAGAUUAAUUACAAAGGGUCUUCUGAAUGCUUGCAUAAAGUAAGACCUACCUCUUUCUGCUCACCCAAACAUCCAACAAUGAAGAUGCAAUCUGUCCUCAUUGGUGAGCAUAGAUCUCCAUUUAAAUUAUUUAAAGGUCCAUCUGGGAAAGGAUCUCCAGCUGAAAUGGACGUUAAAACACUUAAACGAAAAAGUAUAUGUAUCAAGACAAACAAAAAUCUACCUACUAAUAUUGUUAAGCAACCACUGCCAUUACAAGAUAAUCAGCAGUUACCAAAAGACUGCCUUAGACGGCCUACAUGUCAAAUGGAAAUGAAAGUUGCUGGAGCCGACACAAGUUUUGAAAAUUGUACUUUGAAACUUGAACCUCAAAGCCUUACAUGCACAAUACAAGGAGCAACAAGACCAAAGAUUAGGCAUGAAAACUUUGGUCAGCCUUCCAGUUCAGAUUUGCAGGGUUCCAUGUAUACAAGUUCCCAUAAAACUCGUAAUCUUCAUCCCCGUUCACUAAGGCCUUGCAAAAUUCAGGAUGUCCCAGAUCUCCCCAGAAAUAGGUUUAAGACCGGUGACAUAUCUCUCAGAAGGCAGCCAAGCAGAAAGUGUAAGAGCAGUUUCAUGCAGGCAUACAAUGUUCCAGAUUCCAACGUGCAGAUCUGCAAACUUUCUAAAGCUUCCCCUACACAUACCUGUCAUAUCCCUAACUAUAGACUUCUACCAUCAAAACAUGCAGUUCCAAAAAUGGCUUCUAAUACACUUUGUGCAGGCAUGAAUAAGCGGAAUGUAGUUGCUUUAAACAAGUGCACUACAGAGCAAGCAUUGCUACACCAACUUUCAGCUAUUGCCAAUAGACUGACUGUACCAUGCAAGAGUUCUUCCAAGUCGAUGCCUUUAUCAAACACUGCAAAACUUGUUCCUUUUAGAGGUCAGCUGCAAGCUAGAAAAUUGCUAAAUGUUUUUUCCUCUGUAAAUAUGAAAAUGAGCUCCCAGACAGCAGGAAAUGUGGGCUUUUCAUCAAGUCGUGACCAUCUUAUUCCGCAGUGUAUGGAUCUUUGUCCCGCUCAUCUUACUAAGGUUUACCCUGAAGUUCUUGCUAGCAGUUUUUCCUUGGAUGACACCACAUUCCCUGUAUCUUUUCAUAUGAAAAUAGAUCCAGGCUAUUUAUCAGACUUUAUUAAACUCAAUCCUCCUGAUUGUAUGUUUAAAAGCAUGCUACCCAUAACUCAAUCAGCACAGCGUUCUGAGUGGACUUUAUCCUUCUUCCUUUCCCCACAUUUUCCUGCUACCAGUGACAACAUGCAGCUUUUCACUCGCUGGAACCCACAUUUCAAGUGUUUAGGCAAUUCUAAAUUUGACGCCAGUUACAGAGGUAAAUCUGAAAGGAAGUCUGGAUGCUCAAUGCUUGGCCUUCAUACAGUACUUGCACUUUCAUCUCCUGGCUGUUACAGAUUGUGGACCAGGAAAAGAAAUCUAGGGAGUAGAAUCCCCACCGUCCAAAAACUUUCUGUGACCCAGUUUGCACAUGGGCUAAAGGGAUUACCACCACAGUUUUCCUGGAAAAGCGAAUUCUCAUCUUCUCUGGCUUUUUCACUUGGCCGUGUGAUGUCUACGUGGAGUCGCCAUGGAUUGUCCACUAUCUCCUCUGAUAUUGCCACACCAGCCUCCCCCUGCAGUUCAUGGCAGCCAAGCCAGAGCCUCAGCAUCAGUGUUCCAGUCCUGAAACACUCUACUGAUUUGAUACCAAAGAUCUGUUUCAGAGCAGAUGAACCAAGGCUUCAGUUUAAUGUGUCGUCAUGGCAAGAAUGUAUAUCUGCUUUAUCUAACCAUGCAAAUCGUUUAUUCUUGGAGGAAGCUGGUGGUGACCUUGAGCCUUCAUACAGUUUAUUCCACAAGCAGGGCAAAGAUGAAAUGUCUCUAAACUGUUUGCCUUUUCAGCAACAAGCAAAUCUCCUCUGUCUAUCUACUGAGCAAACCAGUGGUGUUGAGCUUCCACCAUCUUUGUCCACUGAGCAAACCAAUGAUCUCGGUCAUCUGCAUUGUCUGUCAAUAGAGCAGGAUGAUGUUAUUGAGCCUGUAAACUAUUUGUCCAGUGAGCAUACCAACAAUCUUCUCUCUCUUGAUUCUCUACAUUUUUUAUCCACCAAAAAAGGCAAAGAAUUUGGGCCUUCAUCGUGUUUAUCUGUUCAAGAAGAUGCACUCGGAGCAAUCCAGUCUUUGCCUUUUGACCAAGGUAAUGGUCAUGGACCUCCUUGUCAACUGUCCACUGAACAAGACCAUGGUCUUGGACCUUUGUGCAGUUUGUCUACUGAGCAAGGUGAUGGUCUUGGACAUUCAUGUGGUGAGUCCAUUGAACAUGACUAUGGUCUUGAUCCUCUGUACAAUUUAUCUAACAAGCAACAUAUUGAUAUCAAGCAUUUGCAUUAUUUGAUUGAUCACCAGGAUGUUACUCCAUUUCCUCACUCUUUGACCAUAGAGCAAAUGGUGGAUCUAAGACCUCCAGAGGUUUUGUCUCAUGAGCAAGGUGAUGGCCUGAAAACUUCAUGUUGUUUGUCUCCGGAACAAGCUGAUAGUCUUGGGGCUCCACUCCUUGUAUCUGCUCAGAAAGAAUGUAAAUUCGCACCUUGCAACUUGUCUAUUCUACAAGACAGUCUUGAGCCUCCAUGCAUUCUGAUACCAUCCAAGACUUGCGCUUGUCCUUUUGAACGGAGAGAGAGUUUUCCUAUUCCUCAUGCAAAAGUGGAGAAUCAAAACCAGGGACAUGAGAAAGAGGGUGAACGGAAGCCUCAGCGAGUCUCUCAGAUUCGAAUUCGUAAAACUAUUCCAAAGCCUGACCCAAAUCUGACCCCAAUGGGUCUGCCCAAACCCAAACGAAUAAACAAGAAAGAAUUCAGUCUGGAGGAUAUUUAUACCAACAAAAAUUACAAAUCUCCCCCACCAGCUCGGAGCCUUGAAACAAUAUUUGAAGAACCCAAAGAAAAAAAUGGUGUUUUGGUGUCCGUGUCUCAGACAAAGAGAAAACGCAUCCUGGAGUUUAGAGACUGUACAGUGCCCAGGCCAAAGAGGGCAAAGGGCAAAGUGAGAGUCAUGACCUCCUGCAAGAGGGGGCGGAAAGCUGCCGUGGAAGGUGUUCAAAUGGAUGCACUUCUCAUACAGAAACUAAUGGACCUGGAAAACUUUUUGUUGGAGCAGGAGGCCGUAGAAAGUGGAUCAGCUGCUGCUGAAAAGCCCAGUUGACAAGACUGAUUUGCUGAAGGAUGUACAUGAAUUUUAAGAAUUAGAAAUGUUCAUGUUGAAUGAAGUUAUUGGUGAGAGGACAUUAAUUUCCAUCACUCAAUGUUUGAAGGAUGUCCCAGACUAUUAGAGAAUAUUGUGUGUACUUUAAUUAUUUUAAUAUAAUUAAAUAUAUAUUUUUUAUGUCCCAUUCAAAUGACCGCAGUCUUUCAUAUACAAUAUUGUGGAGACUUAAAAAUUGAAUGGAUUAUUGCUUUCUAAGUUCUGUGCAUGUUCGUUUGGGACUGUGGCACUCUGAAUAUUUUAAACUUGCACUGGAAAGCGAAGGAUGGCAUUAAUGCACUUACUGAGAUUGUGUCUCUAUCUAGAUAUAUAAAUAUUCUAGUUUUUCCAUGUAAAAAUAAACAGGACUCUGUUAUAUUUGGCAUUGCGAUGGAGGUAACAAGCUGUUUGUUGAUGUGGCAGGAUUUUUCUGUAAUAAAGGUUCAACUCGCUCAAAACUGUUAUUUCGGUUUUGGAUGGGUAAUGACAAAGCGAAUCAUGUGCCGGUUUCUAAGUCUCAGGGAUUUUAUUGGUGAGACCUUCCUACUAAAAUCUGCUGUUUUCCCCAACAUAGUUUUGCCCCACCUGCCACAUUCUUCAUCAUGUAAAAUAAUAUCCAGCAAGCAUGGAAUCCUUUUUUUUUUUUUUUUUUUGUCAUGACUGCAAAAGAUGAUUAGAGUUGUGGACCUGUGCUCUUGGAUCUCGUUGCUGGAGUCCCGUAGAGGUAUAAAAAGUCAGUGGAUGAGUCUGUCCUUGUGUCCAGCCACAGCUAAUGUAUCUGUGUUGGGAGGAGUGACAAUUUGAAACUUUUCAUUUAUAAAACUGAAGCACAUUACUGUGCAUGAGGACUUUAAAUUAAAGAUGGCUUUUUUAAAGCCACGGGGGAGGGGGGGGGUCCUCCAUCCAUACAAAACAGGUCACAGCUGCCAAUUGAUGGGGAAAAUGUCCAACGUACCCCUUUUGACAGAAGUCGAUGAAACAAAUGACGCCUGUUGAAUGGGAGAGGGGAGCCCAGACACUGAUGGACAUUCGGACGGUUCCUGCUGGACUGGCCAAGUUUCGAUCAGUGUAUGGCCAGCUUUAGCAUAGCCUGUGAGAAUGACCAGACUCUUAAAUGCACUACUCUGGCAGAAAUGCCAUGGUAUACUUCAAACAUUCUGAUUGCUACUGGCCACAAUUGUGACAUUGUGCUGUUCUGCUAUUAAUGUACAAGGCUUUAAACAAUUUUGUUGAAUCAACUCCUGCCUGCUAAAUACUUUUGGCUGGAGAGUGUUUUGUAUUUUUCCUUUUUAUUUAUUUUUAUUUUUUUUUCUUCCAUUAAUUGUGUGUUCCUUGCCAGCACUACCCAAGCCUAAAUGGCACACAUAUUUGGUGAAAUCUUCUCCAUACAGUGCUGGCUCUUUUAUGUAUAUAUUGGAUACUUCUUUUUUUUUUUUUUUUUUUCUACCCACUGCACUUCUUUAAUAAAGGCCACAAUUUUAGGUGUUUUAACUUUUGCUGACUGCUGUUGUGAGGGUUAAACGCUUUUAUUUCCUCUCUGCCUGAUAGUGAUAAGCAGUGUGCGCUUUUGACACGUACUCCAUACACUGCACUUUCUGUGAAUUUAAGAUAAGUUUGUUUGUGCAUUUUUGUUAUGUUAAGUUAUGGAUCUUGAAUAAAUUUUAAAGCUGCUCUUAAUCAA
Rana temporaria (common frog) is the source of this 7868-nucleotide messenger RNA. RefSeq names its product proline rich 14 like (gene PRR14L). The record is from RefSeq and is a predicted model, not a curated record. NCBI's taxonomy places the organism in Eukaryota, Metazoa, Chordata, Amphibia, Anura, Ranidae. The transcript has 9 exons. Bases 185 to 6148 code for a protein of 1987 amino acids.